AUGAAGUCUCUCACAGGCCUCUCGUGGCUGUCACUGCUCUCGGCCAUAACUGCCGUCGGCGUUAAUGCUCAGAAUGUCUCCACACCUAGCCAAUGGCCGCUUCACGACAAUGGUCUGAACGAGGUUGUCCAAUGGGACCAUUACAGCUUUCAUGUCAAUGGCAAAAGGCUCUUCGUUUUCAGCGGAGAGAUUCAUUAUUGGAGAAUCCCUGUCCCUGAGAUUUGGGAAGAUUUACUGGAGAAGAUCAAGGCGGCAGGCUUCACGGCUUUCGCUUUCUACGGCAACUGGGCAUACCACAGCGCGAACAACAACACCCUAGACUUCGAGACUGGUGCACACGAGUUCACCAAACUGUUCGAAAUCGCACACCGGGUCGGUCUCUAUGUCAUCACGCGCCCCGGCCCCUAUGUCAACGCCGAGGCAAACGCCGGAGGUUUCCCACUUUGGCUCACUACUGGAGCGUACGGAAAGCUGAGAGACGACGAUCCAAGGUACCUCAAGGCAUUGGACCCUUAUUUCUCAAAGUUUUCUGAGCUCACAACCGAGCAUCUCGUGACCAAAGGUGGCAAUUGCCUCGUCUACCAGCUUGAAAAUGAGUAUGGCGAGCAGUGGAGAGAUACGGUCAGGAAGAUUCCCAAUGAUGCUGCUGGGCGCUACAUGGCCGCAUUGCAAGACUCUGCAAGAGCAAACGGGAUAGAUGUGCCUCUGAUCCACAACGACCCGAAUAUGAAUACCAAGAGUUGGUCCAAGGACUUCGGCCCAGGCGCUGUUGGCAAUGUGGACGUGGCUGGCUUGGACAGCUACCCAUCUUGCUGGUCUUGCAACCUCGAUGAGUGCACUGGCACCAAUGGAGAGUACGUCGCGUACAACGUCAUCGAUUAUUACGAUCACUUCGUCGAGGUCUCGCCUACUCAGCCCAGCUUCUUCCCUGAGUUCCAGGGUGGAUCUUACAACCCAUGGGGCGGACCAGAGGGUGGAUGUCCAGGCGAUAUUGGCGCUGAUUUCGCCAACCUUUUCUACCGCAACCUCAUUGCCCAGCGUGUGACAGUCAUAUCCCUCUACAUGAUGUUCGGUGGAACUAAUUGGGGUGCUAUCGCUGCUCCUGUCACCGCCACUAGCUAUGAUUAUAGCAGUCCCAUCAGCGAGAACCGCAAGAUCGACAGCAAGUACUACGAGACCAAGAACCUAGCCCUUUUCACUCGCGUCGCCGAGGACUUGACAGUCACCAACCGAAUCGGUAACUCCACCAUCUACAGUACAAACCCAGCCGUUGAGGCCAGCGAGCUACGCAAUCCAUUGACAAACGCUGGUUUCUACGUCACAAUUCACUCUUACUCGCCUUCUGCGACUAAGGAGUCCUUCAAGCUCCAUGUCAGCACCUCGAUUGGUAAUUUGACUAUUCCUCAGCACGAGGGCUCCAUCAUCCUAGACGGUCACCAGUCCAAGAUCAUAGUCACCGACUUCUCGUUAGGCGACCAGACUCUUACUUACUCCACCGCUGAGGUCCUGACAUACGCUGUUCUUGACCAUGGCCCCGUCGUUGUUCUCUCCGCCGGUGUCGGGGAGUCUGUCGAAUUCCACAUCAAAGGAGCUUCCAAGGGCAAGCCAGUCAGCCAAACUGCUGGCUCGAAUGCAACGUUCCACCGUGAGGCUCGCGGCAUCACCACAAACAUCCAGAAUGUAUCUGGUAUGAGUGUGUACGAGUUCAACAAUGGCGUCAAAGUCGUUGUUGCCGAUAAGCCUACCGCAUACCUCUUCUGGGCACCUAACCUGUCCAACGAUCCCUUUGCACCAGUCGACAAAUCCGUACUUGUACAGGGACCCUACCUUGUCCGCAGUGCAGCACAGGAGGGCAAAUACCUGAAUUUGAAGGGCGACAUCACCAAGAGCACCACCAUCGAAGUCUUUGCUGGCAAAACCGUCAAGCAACUCUCGUGGAACGGCAAGAAGCUCAAGACUACCGGUACCUCAUAUGGAAGCUUGAAGGCUACAGUCGCUGCCUUCGAUGCCAGUAUCAACCUCCCAUCCUUGGACAAGUGGAAGGUCGCCGACGCACUGCCAGAGAAGGAACCAAGCUAUGAUGACAGCGGUGAUGCUUGGGUCAUUGCAGACCAUCUCACCACACCCAACCCCACAAAGCCUGACACCGUUCCCGUGCUUUAUGUUGACGACUACGGCUUCCACAACAGCUUCCACCUCUUCCGUGGCCACUUUGAGGGUGCCGCAACCGGUGUCAAGCUCGCUGUCCAGGGUGGUCUUGCUUUCGGAUGGAGUGCCUGGCUCAACGGCGAGUUCGUAGGAUCCUUCUUGGGCAACACGACGGCGCCUGCCGGCAACAUGACGCUUUCUUUCGCAAACGCAACCGUCUACACGAACGGUACCAAUGUACUGCUCGUUGCUCAAGACAACACUGGCCACGAUUUACGUUCCGAUGCGGUCAAGCCCCGUGGUAUUCUCGGUGCCACACUCGAGGGCGCCAACUUCACCACCUGGAAGAUUGCCGGUGAGGCUGGUGGCGAGAAUAUCCAGCUUGAUCCUGUCCGCGGCCCAUUGUCUGAGGGUGGUCUUGUUGCUGAACGCCUUGGCUGGAUUCUCCCUGGCUUCGAUGACUCUGCGUGGAACUCCAGCUCUCCCUCUGAAGGUAUUGCCGAGGCUGGCAUUGCUUUCUACCGCACUAUCAUUCCUCUUGACGUCCCUGCCGAGCUCGACGCUUCCUUUGCUUUUGUGUUCAAGGCUGUUGGCUCCAAGGCUGUCCGUGUACAGCUCUUCGUCAACGGCUACCAGUAUGCACGCUUCAACCCGUAUGUCGGCAACGAAAUCAAGUUCCCCGUUCCUCCGGGUAUUCUCAACUACUCUGGUGACAACGUCAUCGGUGUGAGCGUCUGGGCUCAGACGGAAGAGGGUGCUAAGAUCGAUGUUGAGCUUGUGCAGGAAUAUGCUAUUGAGAGUAGCUGGAGCUCGAGGUUCGACUCUGAGUACCUCAGGCCUGGGUGGACAAAGGAAAGGCUGGCUUAUGCUUGA
Plenodomus lingam JN3 is the source of this 3021-nucleotide messenger RNA. RefSeq lists its product as uncharacterized. The record is from RefSeq and is a predicted model, not a curated record. Gene Ontology annotation, cellular component: vacuole. Gene Ontology annotation, biological process: carbohydrate metabolic process. Gene Ontology annotation, molecular function: beta-galactosidase activity. Lineage: Eukaryota; Fungi; Ascomycota; Dothideomycetes; Pleosporales; Leptosphaeriaceae.